Molecule: messenger RNA, 366 nt
Organism: Striga hermonthica
Lineage: Eukaryota; Viridiplantae; Streptophyta; Magnoliopsida; Lamiales; Orobanchaceae
Source: the annotation of a GenBank genome assembly
GUGUUCGGUCGAUGAGAGUGUGGCCCAUGCUCCGAGAUCGAGUUCAGAGAGAUCAGUCCGUUGAUGAGUUCGUCCGUUCCAUGAGGGCGAAGGUUGUUGCCGAGGUUGUAGAGGGGUUUUACCGAGGCGCGGAUGGUGCCUUGGAGUAUAAAGGAAGGCUCGUUGUGCCGAAUGUCGAGGCCCUGAGGAAGGAGAUCUUGACCGAGGCUCACAGUGCACCCUAUUUGGCGCACCCCGGCAGCACCAAGAUGUACCCCGACCUGAAAUGGUCGUUUUGGUGGAGGGGCAUGAAGGGAGAUGUUGCUGAGUUUGUGAAGAAGUGCUUGGUUUGCCAGCAGCUGAAAGCCGAGCACAAGUUUCCACUGG